Brugia malayi is the source of this 1917-nucleotide messenger RNA. RefSeq lists its product as uncharacterized. Gene Ontology annotation, molecular function: protein-containing complex binding; intracellularly cAMP-activated cation channel activity; intracellularly cGMP-activated cation channel activity. NCBI's taxonomy places the organism in Eukaryota, Metazoa, Nematoda, Chromadorea, Rhabditida, Onchocercidae. Gene Ontology annotation, cellular component: plasma membrane; intracellular cyclic nucleotide activated cation channel complex. Gene Ontology annotation, biological process: monoatomic cation transmembrane transport. The record is from RefSeq and is a predicted model, not a curated record. The transcript is spliced from 14 exons. Bases 1 to 1917 code for a protein of 638 amino acids.
AUGAUGGAAGAGAAUGAUAAUUUGAUAAUAAAUAAAAAAGAUACGUCCAAUUUGAUUGACAAAUUAUCAGUGAUAACUGAAGAAAGUGUAGUGGAAAAAAUUGAAAAAACUAAAGAUGAAAUGGGCAAUCAAAAAUUUUAUCAAAGUGAUAUGCAAAUGAAUGAAUUAACUGUAAAAGAUAUCAGUGAAGAUGAUGAUGAACAAUUAAAAUUAUCAGAUAAUAUGAAAGAAAAACUUCAUACAUUAACUGGUAAUAUACGAUGUCGUACUUCACAGAUGAUUGAUGAAAUAAUGCAAGAAUCGGAUGAUGACGAGAAAUGCUCAGAAAAUAUUGAAAUUGCAACUAGAAAAGAACAUCGUCCAAGUUUAAUGUCACUGGUUGGACUUCAACGAGGAAUAUCACCUGCAAGUGAUAAAUGUACAAAUAAAUCCAAAAGUUAUUUACGACGAAUCUUUCUAUCAUCCAUCAAUCCAUUUCAUCGAGAAUAUUUAAUUUGGUUGACAAUAGUGGUGACAGCAUUUCUCUACAAUGCCUUCGGUAUUCCAUUACGAAGUUCUUAUCCAUAUCAAACAAAAUCAAAUUUAAUUUAUUGGCUUAUCACUGAUUACAUUGCUGAUAGCAUAUAUUUAAUUGAUAUGCUAUUCAUUAAGCCAAGGCUUCGUUUUAUGAGUGGUGGACUUCCGGUUAAAGAUAUAAAAGAAACAAUAAAACAUUAUGUGCACAGUAAUGAUUUCAAAUUUGACUUACUUUCAUUAACACCACUUGAUAUUAUGUAUAUUUGGACUGGACCAAUUGCUGCAUGGCGUGCUAUACGUAUGUUUAAGCUUCCAUCAUUUUGGCAAUUAUUCAGUUUGUUGGAUAAUUCAGUUUCAAAUCCAUACAUAAUUAGAAUAACAAAAACACUUGCAUAUAUGAUUUAUUUAAUUCAUUGUAAUAGUUGUGUGUAUUAUGUGUUGAGUGCUUGGCAAGCUUUUGGGCAAAUUGCUUAUAGAAUGAAUAAUAAAUGGUACCUCAAUAAAUGGGUUUAUAAUAAUCAAGGAAAUGCUUAUAUUCGAUGUUUUUAUUUUACAACAGCCGUAGCAACAUCAACCGGUAAUAAUCCGGCACCAACAAAUGUUGUUGAAUAUAUUUAUAUGACAUUCUCCUGGAUGAUGGGUGUUUUUAUUCGAGAUAUUGUUUCAAAUGCAAAUCGUAAUCGUGAACAAUAUCGUAAAACUGUAGAUCAAGUAUUAAGCGAAUGUAAACGACUUGGUCUAUCCAAGGAUACAAUCGAUCGUGUUCGAGAUUGGUUUGUUUAUACUUGGCAAAAGCAAAAAACUUUAGACGAAAAAAUAUUGAUUGAAAAGCUACCAUUGAAAUUACAAACAGAUUUAGCACUUUCAGUUCAUUAUAAUACUCUCAGUAAAGUUCAACUUUUUCAGGGUGAUGUUGGGAAAGAAAUGUAUAUUGUCAAUGAUGGAAUCCUUCAGGUUGUUGAUGAUGAAGAAAAUAACAAAGUUUUUGCUGAACUUACUGAAGGAUCAGUUUUUGGUGAAAUUAGUUUAUUAGCAAUCGGUGGUAAUAAUCGUCGAACAGCAAAUAUUCGUUCAAAAGGUUAUUCAACAUUAUUUGUUCUCUCAAAAGAAGAUUUAAAUGAUGUUAUCAAAGAUUAUCCGGAUGCGCAACAAUUGUUAAGAAAAAAAGCUAGAGAAAUGUUGAAAAAAGAUGAAAAAGUGAAGAAAGAGAAAUUUUCAAUGCAAAAUAAUUAUAAGAACAUAUCAACGAAUAUUAAUACAACAAAAUUUGUAAAUACAGUAAUGGAAGUAAUUUCAUUAAAUUCACCAAAUGUCAAACAAUCGAUGUUACCUGAAGAUGAUAAAACAUCGAAAAUACGACAGAAUAAUGCAGUAGAAAUUGAUGAAUUUGAUAAUAUGUAA